Messenger RNA from Alternaria burnsii, 348 nucleotides. RefSeq lists its product as uncharacterized. NCBI's taxonomy places the organism in Eukaryota, Fungi, Ascomycota, Dothideomycetes, Pleosporales, Pleosporaceae. The annotation marks the transcript as partial. The transcript is spliced from 2 exons. The record is from RefSeq and is a predicted model, not a curated record.
AUGUCAAAUGAACCUCUUCUGCCUUCCUAUGGUGCGGCGACGCAGCGCACCCGCCCCAACGAAUAUCGACUCGUCGUAAAACACACUCAUGCCUCACGCGCGCUGACAGAGACUAUCUGUGCACCCGUCUUCUUGAUCAGCGCCAUCUUGGCUACUGUCUGGGCCACAGAUCUCUUUAAGGCAACACCAACUGGCUCUGCACCCCUUCUCCCAUACUUUGCUUCCCUGUCUCUCGUAAUAUCUACAUGUUUCUGGACUGGUUAUCUCAUCACUACCGCUAGCGAUAACGUCGGUGGCCCGGUGCUGCAGAGGAAAGUAACAAUUGGUGUUGCAGUUGUGGGAAAAUUG